AUGGUGAAUCAAACUUCAGUCACUGAAUUUAUCCUCCUGGGAGUGACAGACAACAAAGAAUUGGACUCUUUUCUUUUCCCUGUUUUCCUUACCAUCUACUUUGUCAAUGUAGCUGGGAAUGGAGCCAUCCUACGAGUUGUCAUCUCUGAUUCAAGACUCCACUUACCUAUGUAUUUCUUCCUGGGAAAUCUGUCAUGUCUAGAUAUCUCCUUCUCUACAGUGACACUGCCGAAGAUGCUGGAGAAUUUCCUUUCUACAGACAAAGCCAUUUCUUUCAUGGGAUGCAUUACCCAGCUCCAUUUCUUCCAUUUCCUGGGGAGCACAGAAGCCAUGUUGUUGGCUGUGAUGGCAUUUGAUCGCUUUGUGGCUAUCUGCAAGCCCCUUCAUUAUUCUGUCAUCAUGAAUUCCCGGCUCUGUACCCUGAUGGCUGUUGCUGUCUGGACCACUGGGUUUUUCCACGCCCUGAUGCACUCAGUAAUGACAUCUCGCUUGAACUUCUGUGCUUCCAACCAUAUCCACCACUUCUUCUGUGAUGUGAAACCACUGCUGGAGCUGGCCUGUGGGAACACUGAGCUCAACCAGUGGCUACUUAAUACUGUCACAGGGACUAUAGCUAUGGGUCCCUUCUUCCUCACACUACUCUCUUACUUCUACAUCAUUGCCUAUCUUUUCCUCAAGACCCGGUCUUGCAGCAUGCUUCAAAAAGCACUGUCCACGUGUGCCUCCCACUUCACAGUGGUUUUUCUUUUCUAUGCUCUUGUUCUCUUCAUUUAUAUCCGGCCUGCCUCGGGGAGCUCCCUGGACCAGGACCGGGUCAUCGCCAUCAUGUACAGUGUGGUGACUCCUGCACUGAAUCCUCUGAUAUAUACUCUGAGGAAUAAGGAGGUUAAAGGUGCCUUGAACAGGAUGAUCAGGAAAAAAACUGUCCCUUAA
Dipodomys ordii (Ord's kangaroo rat) is the source of this 933-nucleotide messenger RNA. RefSeq names its product olfactory receptor 12D2-like. NCBI's taxonomy places the organism in Eukaryota, Metazoa, Chordata, Mammalia, Rodentia, Heteromyidae. Gene Ontology annotation, molecular function: G protein-coupled receptor activity; olfactory receptor activity. Gene Ontology annotation, cellular component: membrane. The record is from RefSeq and is a predicted model, not a curated record. Gene Ontology annotation, biological process: G protein-coupled receptor signaling pathway. Bases 1 to 933 code for a protein of 310 amino acids. The transcript has a single exon.